This is a messenger RNA of Tachysurus vachellii, 6901 nucleotides long. It is a transcript of the gene rc3h1b, whose product is annotated as ring finger and CCCH-type domains 1b. Gene Ontology annotation, molecular function: metal ion binding. The transcript has 18 exons. The coding region runs from base 294 to 3635 and encodes 1113 amino acids. The record is from RefSeq and is a predicted model, not a curated record. NCBI's taxonomy places the organism in Eukaryota, Metazoa, Chordata, Actinopteri, Siluriformes, Bagridae.
ACACACACACAGAUACACACACACACACACACACACACACACAGACACACACGGUCGAUAUGGCGACCAACAGAAUAAACCAAUGUUUUUUAUCCGAGAGAAGAUGAAGUUGUCUGGACUCAUGAAUCAUGAGUUUCAGGUCCCGCACUAUGUGAUGAGCCGUCAGGACGUGUGGACGUUGUUAAUUACGCACCCUUUCUGAUUCCAGUGGAAUCUUUUGCUUGUUGUUGUUUUUGUUUAAUGAAACGCACACGGUCACGCCUAGGCUCGUACAUGUAGACCGUCCGGUGACGAUGCCUGUCCAAGCGCCGCAAUGGACCGAGUUCCUGCUGUGUCCCAUCUGCACGCAGACAUUCGAGGAGACGGUGCGGCGACCCAUCAGCCUCGGCUGCGGCCACACCGUCUGCAAGAUGUGCCUGAACAAGCUGCACCGCAAAGCCUGCCCCUUCGACCAGACGGCCAUCAACACCGACAUCGAGCAGCUUCCUGUCAACUCGGCCCUGCUGCAGCUCGUCGGGGCUCAGGUGCCAAAACCUCAACCUGUGGCACUCAUUACUAGUCCAGAAGACACCAAGCACUAUGAUGAGGCAAGGCAGUGUGUGGAGGAGCUCGCCCUCUACCUCAAACCUCUCAGCAGUGCAAGAGGCUUGGGGUUGAGUAACGCAGCACAGAGCAUGCUCAGCAGACCCAUGCAGAGGAAGCUGGUAACCCUGGUGCACUGCCAGCUAGUGGAGGAAGAGGGCCGGGUGCGUGCCAUGCGUGCUGCCCGCUCGCUGGGAGAGCGCACUGUCACAGAGCUCAUCCUCCAGCAUCAAAACCCCCAGCAGCUCUCAUCUAACCUGUGGGCUGCCGUCCGCGCCAGGGGCUGCCAGUUUCUCGGACCAGCCAUGCAAGAGGAGGCCUUGAAGCUGGUGCUGCUGGCUCUGGAGGACGGAUCUGCUCUCUCCCGCAAGGUGCUGGUGUUGUUUGUGGUACAGCGUCUGGAGCCCAGAUUCCCUCAGGCCUCCAAAACCAGCAUUGGACACGUGGUUCAGCUGCUUUACCGUGCCUCCUGUUUUAAAGUGACCAAGAGAGACGAGGACUCGUCCCUGAUGCAGCUGAAAGAGGAGUUUCGGACGUACGAGGCUCUGCGGAGGGAGCACGACUCUCAGAUCGUCCAGAUCGCCAUGGAGGGAGGUCUGCGCAUCGCCCCUGACCAGUGGUCCUCUCUGCUCUAUGGGGACCAGUCUCACAAGUCCCACAUGCAGUCCAUCAUCGACAAGUUGCAGACGCCUGCGUCCUUUGCGCAGAGCGUGCAGGAGCUGACUAUAGCCCUGCAGAGGACGGGCGACCCCGCCAACCUGAACCGCCUCAGACCUCAUUUAGAGCUGCUGGCCAACAUCGACCCCAGUCCAGAUGCUCCGCCUCCAACAUGGGAGCAGCUGGAGAAGGGUCUGGUAGCCGUGAAGACGGUGGUGCACGGGCUGGUGGACUUUAUCCAGAAUCACAGCAAGAAGGGCACCGAGCAGCAGCAGCCUCCGCAGCACAGCAAGUACAAAACCUACAUGUGCCGGGACAUGAAGCAGAAAGGAGGCUGCCCCCGAGGUGCCAGCUGCACCUUCGCCCACUCGCAGGAAGAGCUGGAGAAAUACCGUAAGAUGAACAAGCGCCUGGCUCAGAGACUUCCAUGUGGUCCCUCCUUGCUACCCGACGAAGGCGUGCCUCUGGAGGGCGUGACGCGUAAACCUUCACCCCUUACCAACGGCAUCGUGGCGCCGUGUCCACCUCCGCCGUCACCGCUUUUAGCACGUGGACACGACCCUUCAGCCUACGAGCUCAUGCGAAAGCCCAAACUGGACAGCCUGAGUGCUCCUGGAUCUCCACCUGAUUCUUUGGAUAAGACUGGCUUGCCCCUGCCCCCACACGCAGUUGCCCACCCAAGGGCAGAGCACCUCCCCGUGCCCAAGCAGAUUCCCGGCGUGCCUCGUGGCGCUCCGCCGCUGUACCCACAGCAGCAGCAUGAGCUCUUCUAUCCUGAUGCCAGAGCGGCGUCAGGAGCACAGUAUGACGGCCAGUACUCCACUGCAACUCCGUACCCCUACCAGCCGACACAGUAUGUGCCUACACGCUACAUCCGUAACCCUCUGCCCUCGGGCGACGCUUCGUACCAGGAUCCGUACCCUGCUUAUGGCCCUGAACGCCAAUACCCACCUCCCCACCACUCGGGCCCACCUUUCUCAGGUGCCCAUCCUUACCCUCCCCCCUCUCACUAUGAUGCCCGUCGGCACGGCCCGUACGCAGUCCCUCCUCCACCACCACCCCCUCAGCCUUUCGGUCCGCCCCGAGACGAGCUGGUACGCAUGAGCCCCGUGUCCUUGGAUGUGCCACACACUCCAGGGGCCCCCAACUCCCUCUACCACCCCGAGGCAGCAUCCCGGGAGAGAUAUCCCCCAGAAGGUUAUUACCCCCCUGCACCACACUCCGGGCAAAUCAGGUCCCAUAUAACGGACCCGUACGGCCGCUCCCAGCCGAGCCUGGAGUCCCUGCACCGCCGGCGUAAGGAGCUGCUGAACCAGCUAGAGGAGAGAAAAGUCAUUUCUCCUCCACCAUUCGCCGCCUCCCCGACUCUGCCCUCUCACUCUUUCCCCAACGAAUACCCUCAGGAGGUGCAGUACAUGGAGGACGGUUCCAAAGCUUUUGGCACCCGAGAACCCGACUACGCCGGGCAGUACUCACCAUGGUCAUGCGACACCUUCGGCUCAUACAUUAGCUCCAAAGAUCCCAAGCCGAAAGACGGCGUGUCCGCUGGAGCAGCGGAAAUGAUGAACAUGGAGGGAAAGGGCCUCAGGGAGCCGCCUCUGGACGGACAGCGGCGCACGGCGGAAGCCAAAGACGACGAUCCCAUCAUUCCUUUUGGCCCGCUGCCCACAGUGUCGCCGUUUGGUGCCAUUUCUCGGACGUCAAAAACAGGCUACCAGACCACGGGCCCUGUGCAGGCCAUGGCAUCCUCACACGCUUCCGGAUCCAAACACAUCACCGUAGCUGAUUAUUCCUACGGAAACCACGGUGGCGGUUGGGGCGGUGUGUCCUACCCUCAGCACCAGAGCAUCGCUUCUCCGGGACACUUCAGCGAGCGGCUGCCCGCGUCCACCCCCGAUCGAGAGCAGCUGAAGAUGGAGCUCCAGCAAGUCAACCAGCAGAUCAGUCAGCAGACGCAGAUCCGCAGCAUGGAGGCUGCGAGUAACUCCAUGCUGCUGCAGCGAGAGGCCAGCGCUCUGAACGCUCAACCGCCAGCUGCUAAAUGGCCUGCGGGUGGCGCCGUGUCCAGCGAGCAGCUCAGCCUCGAACUUCACCACGUCGAGAGGGAAAUAGGAAAGAGGACGCGUGAAAUUGCUUUGGAGAACCACGUGGCACAGGAAGUCCAGUACAAGCUAAAGGCCACUGAAAAUGGCCAGAGUGACCAUAAAGCCCAGCUAGAGGAGCUCUCUUUAGCACUGGGCGACGUCUCGAACGGCGUAAGCAGCAUCGUUCCGGCCAACAACGUCGGGGGAUCCAUGAUGUCUCUGACCAAUAACACGUCUUCGCUCAGCCUGUGCUCCGGAGAGCAAGCAGGAAGUGGAUCAGAGCUCCAAAAAAAUGGAGUCGUUCAUUCUUAGAGCCACACACAUACACACACACACACACACACAGAGCUCUGUAUGAGAUUUUGGUCAUUUUUAUUCAAAAGCGUUAAAACACGUUAAUGCGCCAAUACGAGGAAAACACACACACACACACACACACACACACACACACACACCUGCAUGCUGUUACAUGCAUGCACAAAAACACUUGUUUUAUUUUAGAAAAAGAAAUGAGCAGUAUCUGCCGUGAUUAUGAAUCUUUUUUUCUUUUUGUUCUGUGAAUGAGCUUUUGUUUUUGUUUUAAACGACUUCUCAUCGCCUGGAAACCAGGGCAUCUGAUUAUCCUGUACCUUUCUUUUCCCUCCUCCUCCUCCUCCUCCUCCUCUUCUUCCUCCUCCUCCGCAUUUUGUUUUUAAAUGAACACGGCGCAGGAAGAGGAAAGCGAGCCGACUCCCUUAGCACCUUACGACCGGCGUUCUUUUUAAAAACACUCCGAAAAACUCAGCGCAGCCUCGGAUAUCACGUGACGGACCAGAUUUAAAAAAAAAAAGAAGGAAAGCCUUUUAUCUGUCCAUUUUGUAUGGAGUUUCUCUGCAGCUUUCCCCCACGUGGCGUAAACCGACACUGUGGCGAAUCCAUCAGGAAAAAAAAAAAAACAACCGAGCCGGAGCUGCCGCUUCAGCGAACACGAGGGUUUGAGGUAACGGAAUCAAUCGUACGAUUUCAUUUAAUUUAUGGUUUUGGCUAUAGAACUGUUCCGAAUUUCUACGGUGAGCGUCGAGCAUUCUGUUUUAUAGAAUGCGUUCAAAUGUCUUUAAAAACACACAAACACACACGAGCACUUUCUUCCAUGUUUUUUCUAUGGGCGUGUACGUUUUUUUUAUUCAAGGAAGAUCGUCUUUUUUUGAUCCUCGUGUUCGCCCGAGUGGCAGCGCCGCGGGUUAUUCACUUGAGAGCGAGCGAGCGAGCGCGUGUGCAUGCGUCAUGUGGAUCGCAGCCUCGUUCGCGGAUUCCCGUCAAUUCUCCCUGACUUCUGUGAAGUUGCUUAACGUAUGUAUUCUGGUCACGUUCACAUAUUCAGGUUAGCCGCUGCACAGGAACACGCAACGCCGCCGCGGUGCUCGUAACGUACCGACACGUGCCGAGGACGGUGUAACAUCGAUCCCUCGUGGACUCGAGCUCCUCGCAACCUCGCCCGUUUGUUUUCAAACCGAUUUCCCACCGCGAUGUUCGCCUCGCUUCAACGGAACCGCGUGUUUUCCCACACAUUAAUCAUAACCAACAGAUAAAGAUGCCCCUGAAACCGGAUCAAGACACGGACAUGCUCUGAAGUCUUCCUAUAGUGAUGACAUUCUUCACGUGCAACAUUUCCUUCUAGUCUCUUGAGACCGACUAUGAUAUUAAGCUCCAAUUUUGGGUGCAACCUCUUAACAUGUUUAAAAAAAAAAACCAAACAAACAAAAAAAAAAAAAGUUUUUUCUGUCUUGAUUAUUUUGUGCUGUAGUUAUGAUUACUGUUACAUUAAUGAUUUAUUGGGUGGUUGUUUGUUUUUUCUUUUCUUUUUUUGUUUCGGUUUUGCUCGAGAAGAGCACGCACCCUUUUCCCAAGUAAGCGUCAAGAUCGGACUUGAGCCGCGUAGCCGUACAGAGACGUACGUGUAUAAUCUGGCUCACCGCGGUCCCGUCUGGAAGCCUAACAACCGCUCGUGCUUUUUACAUCCACACAGGUGCCAACGUCGCUAAGAAUUAAGAACAAACCAAAUUCGAUCCGCUGAACCUUUUUUUUUUUUUUUUUUUUUUCCCCCCGGCCGCAGUUUGCCUUUUCCACCGUCGUUUGGUUUGAGUGGCGCUUUCGCCGUGAGCUCGAAUACGCCAGAGCCAAUAGGUUAACUUUCGGCUGUGCUCGCCGGGUGCUAGCCAAUCAUGAGCUGCUUUAAGCUGAUGUAUGUCUAAGAGGACAGACAGCACUUUUCCUCUAAACGCUGUAGAAAUCACGAGUUGAUGUCGCGGUGUCUGAAUCCAGAUCGCCGCAACGUUCCGAUGUUUUUUUUUUUAUUUUUUAUUUUUUUCUUCUGCUCGUCAACACCGAGCUUAACCCAAUCGGUCAAACUUAAAUGUCCCGGAACGCCAAACUUUUACACAAGUAUUGAUGAAGUAUUUCACUAAGCAGGCCGAGUCCUAAUGCGUCUGUUAUUAACAGAGAAACAAAGCCAGAGAGGGAAAACGUUCACCUCACCACAGCUCCUGUUAUUCGGAUUCUGCGGGAACGUACUAGAAGUAUUUUAAGCUUCAUCAGUAUGCGACUGCACCCACAAACGUUUGUGGGUUUUUUUUUCACCCUCUCUUUCUCCCUCACGUACCUUUUUAAUCAGCGAUCUCACCGAGUUUGUCACAGUCGCUUCUUUUUUUUUUCUUUCUGUUUUUGUUUUACCCCCCCCUCCCCCUUUCUGUGCUUUUACAGAUAAAAUCAUGUCCGUAUCCAGCCACUAAAAACUUAAGUGGCACCAAGUGACUCGUUUAUAUAAGAGAAAAAGUUUUGUGCAUGAUUAUUAUAUAUAUAUACAUAUAUAUUAUUGUUUUUUUCCUGGAGCAGAGGAGUCACAGUGUGAAACGUGGCGAUCUUUGCGAGCAGGCCUGUUCCUAAUGGAUGAUAUUCAUUUCUCUAUGCGGAUCGUGUCUGUUUUGUGCGGACCUGUAGCACUCGUUUGAACCAUUAAGGCGAAUAAAUAAACUCGUGGUUUAGUUGUUUAUUUUUUUUUUCUUUUCUUUUCUUUUCUUUCUCCUUUAAACCUUAACACUGUUAUUGCUGUGUCUAUAACUUUAAUCGGGUGGGGCUACUGGCUUUUUUUUUUUUAACAAUUACGUUUAAGUCUUGUUUUUAAAAAUUAACGGAAAAGAAAAACAAACCUCUUAAAUUAAGGUACAGGCUUGAUUUCAAACAAGGAUAAGUUUUUAUAUAUAUAUAUAUAUAUACAAAUAUAUAUAAACUAGAUUAUACUCCAUUAAGGAAUGUUUUUCGAACCAUCUUACUCCAAUGUGGAUGUAGUCAUUAUUAUGCCAUGUUAUGACUUUGUAAAACAAAUUCACUGUGUGAAAAUGGGUUUGCAUUUUUUUGUACAAUACAAUCUGCUCUUUUUUUUUCUUUCUUUCUUUCUUUCUUUUUUAGUUUUUGUUGGGUUUUUUUUUUUUUUGGUUCCGAGAGGUGAAACUGGAUAUUUCGAGGAAGGCAAAAAAAAAACCUUGUGAUAUUUAAAAAAAAAAACAACAAAAAAAAACAAAUAAAAACCAAACAAACACAAA